This is a messenger RNA of Anthostomella pinea, 534 nucleotides long. Lineage: Eukaryota; Fungi; Ascomycota; Sordariomycetes; Xylariales; Xylariaceae. The record is from the annotation of a GenBank genome assembly.
AUGGAGGCCCUACAGAUGGCACAGAUGCUAGCUGAUCUGAAUGAUCUCCAGGCCGCUCAAGACCAGUCUGCCUCGAAAGCCCUCGUGGGCGCCAACAAAACCCUCGACCAGAAGAACCAACUGCAGGUGCCGCAGCCGCAGGAGAGAAAUCACCGGAGAAGUGCCACUGAGAGCCGCGUUAUCUCUUCCACUAGCGGUCGUUCGUUGAGCGACAAGUUCGGCUACCGCAUCUUCACGCCUCCCUUGACACGAAACAAUUCGAGCACACCGUCAUGCCCGGGGACUCCUCGAGGAGAACAUGGACCCGACACCGACGUCGACCGUGCUUCCACCCUGCUGUCUUUAUACGAGAUCCGCGCGAAGCUCAAGGAGCAGGACAGCAGCAGUCUAAUGAAGGCGCGCGAGAAGAUCAACGCCCUUGCGGCGAAACAAGCACAUAUGGCCGAACUGAAGUCCGGUCCUACGUCGGCACCCUCUCAUAAUGACCGAGGGUCAAGCGACAAGGGCAGGAUAAGCUAUCCCAGAAGCCACUAA